Molecule: messenger RNA, 826 nt
Organism: Oncorhynchus gorbuscha (pink salmon)
Lineage: Eukaryota; Metazoa; Chordata; Actinopteri; Salmoniformes; Salmonidae
Product: nuclear apoptosis-inducing factor 1-like
Exons: 3
Coding region: 116-691 (191 amino acids)
Cellular component (GO): nucleus
Source: RefSeq, a predicted model, not a curated record
AGAAGAAGAAGCCGAUUCUGGAAGCCAUUACGUUGCGCAGAUCAAUUGAGUAAAUCCUACUAUUUUUGCGUACAAUACGCACAAUUGUAUUUUAAAAACAGGAAUUUAUUCAAAUAUGGCAUCGAAUACAAAAAAAAGAAAAAUGAAUUUUUCAGAGAGGGAGGUCGAAAUUAUUGUGGAGGAAAUAGAGAAACAAAAGCACACACUCGUUAACCACUUCAAUGCUGGAGUCACUCACAUAGCAAAGAAUAACGCGUGGAUAGAAAUUCUGAAGAAGGUGAACGCUGUAACAACAUGCCCAAGAGAGUUGGCUGAAGUCAAGAAGAAGUGGUCGGAUAUGAAGACCGAGGUGAGGCGAAAAGUGGCCCAGGCUAGGGCGGCAAUUGAGGAGACCACUACCGACUGCACUCCGGUUCACGUCAUCCUCACUGCUAUGCAGCAGCGUAUUUGUAACCUUUUGGGAGAGGCGACUAUCAUCAGUUUACCUACUGGAGACCCAGAUGCUGAGAUAACUUUACCUGUUACUAUGAGUUCAGCCACCACCGUGACACUCACAGAGAGCCUUCAGACAGCUUCAGCAUCAUGUGAGGAGACUAAAUUAGAUGGCAAAACCAUCUUUCUUUCCACCAGUCGAGACCACAUACCACACAUUGGAAGAAGGCGGUGUGGUGGAGUACUGCACCACCACUGAAGCCACGCCCACCGUGGUGACUGCUGUGGAGUCGCAUCCGGUGGAGAUGCUGACGUCAGUGUCGACUUCUCCACCACACAGCCAGGCCAAGCCCCAGGAGCUGAAGAGCCGCAUCGCCCUCAACUCAGCCCGGCU